AUGAACUCGCUGUACAAUCUGGCGCUGCGCCAGUCUUCGUCUCUGCAAGCCGACCUUGCUCGCCUGGAUUCCGACACAAGUGGUACUUCGAGCGCAGCGCUCCAAGGUCAGCUGACAGCCACCUUUUCGGCCUUCUCGCGAACUGUGGACGAUUAUGAGGGUAUGGCCAAACGCGAGCUCGUGCAGUCGAAGCAGGAAAAAGCGUUGGAGCGGGUGAAGAAGUUCAGAGAUGAAGAAAAGGAGCUCAAGACGCAAUUCGAGCGGCUAAAGAACAGAGCAAAGCUCGUGCCUUUGGUGAAUACGAACGGUUUGACGGCUGGCAAUGCAGCGGGCUCGUCAUCAUCCUACAACCUUCGAUCUCCUACGUCACCUGGCUUCCAAGGCGUAGCGGAGUCGCCAUAUGCAUCACUACACGCCCGAGGCUCUUCAAACCCCGGUCCAGAUCCACGGUCGGCCUACAAGAUGAACGCAUCCGCAGCCGCCAUGUUUGGCAAUGUGGGCACUGGCAGCGGCUAUUCAGCGCGGGAAUCGCACGCAUUGCGAGAACACUCCUUCAUUGAGCAGACAGAGAACCAGCUGGAUGCCUUUAUCUCACAAGGGAAGGAGGUGUGGGAGAACCUCGUCGAGCAGCGGCAGAUCCUCAAAGGCACAAGGCGCAAAUUGCUCGAUGCUGCAAAUACGCUCGGUCUCAGUCGCGACGUCAUCGGCUACAUUGAGCGGCGAAGCACUCAAGACAACAUCAUCUUUAUGAUCGGCGCGAUCUUUACGCUGGUGUGCUUCUAUUACAUUUACAAAUGGUUCGGCUAG
Tilletiaria anomala UBC 951 is the source of this 807-nucleotide messenger RNA. Its product is annotated as V-snare-domain-containing protein. The coding region runs from base 1 to 807 and encodes 268 amino acids. Gene Ontology annotation, biological process: vesicle fusion; endoplasmic reticulum to Golgi vesicle-mediated transport. Gene Ontology annotation, molecular function: SNARE binding; SNAP receptor activity. Gene Ontology annotation, cellular component: late endosome membrane; SNARE complex; Golgi apparatus. The record is from RefSeq and is a predicted model, not a curated record. NCBI's taxonomy places the organism in Eukaryota, Fungi, Basidiomycota, Exobasidiomycetes, Georgefischeriales, Tilletiariaceae. The transcript has 5 exons.